Acaulospora morrowiae is the source of this 248-nucleotide messenger RNA. The record is from the annotation of a GenBank genome assembly. Lineage: Eukaryota; Fungi; Glomeromycota; Glomeromycetes; Diversisporales; Acaulosporaceae.
UCAAACUGCCAUACGUUGUUAUGCAUCUGGCUGGGGAUGCUCCGAUUAUGGAGAAGACAGUUCGUGAUGCUGCUCUGAUGUUGCUGCUGAGGAUUAAUCGAUGGAAGAAUCGUUCGAGACCCCAUCCCACCAUUCAAUAUGAACAACGAUUGAUUCAACAGGGGUGUCAACUUGGCUGCACUGACCCUGGCUCCUUUCGUGGUUGGCUAAAGUUUAUUGAUUAUCGUGAUUCCGAAUUUCCUUCUUGA